Messenger RNA from Trichosurus vulpecula (common brushtail), 1170 nucleotides. RefSeq names its product angiopoietin like 5 (gene ANGPTL5). Bases 1 to 1170 code for a protein of 389 amino acids. The transcript is spliced from 8 exons. The record is from RefSeq and is a predicted model, not a curated record. Lineage: Eukaryota; Metazoa; Chordata; Mammalia; Diprotodontia; Phalangeridae.
AUGGUACCUCUAAGCUUAACUUCCUCAAUAUGCCUAAAUAUAUAUAUUUUUAUAUGGGGAGAAAGUGUGCAAGGCAAUUGUAUACAAUUUUCUACCACGGAUUCUUCAGCUAUCAACAUUCUUGAAGAAUUAUCCAAUACAGGAAGCAAAAGUAACCCUAAUGAUACUGCGCAUAAGGAAAAUUGUGGUGAUUCAUGUGCAGUUCAAACUAAAAUUACACGAGAGGAAAAACAUUUUAUGUGUAGGAAUUUGCAGAGUUCCAUUGUUUCCUAUACAAGAAGCACCAAAAAACUGCUCAGAAAUAUGAUGGAUGAACAACAAGCUUCUUUGGAUUAUCUAUCUAAUCAGGUGAAUGAACUUAUGAAUAGAAUCCUUCUUUUGAAUACAGAAGUUUUUAGAAAAUAUCUGGAUCCCUUUCCUCAUAGACCAGUUCAGGCACAUGGUUUGGAUUGCACUGAUAUUAAAGAUACAAUUGGCACUGUAACAAAAACUCCAAGUGGUUUAUACAUAAUACACCCAGAAGGCUCCAGUUACCCUUUUGAGGUAAUGUGUGACAUGGAUUACAGAGGAGGUGGAUGGACCACAAUACAGAAAAGGAUCAAUGGAGUAAUUGAUUUCCAAAGGCUCUGGUGUGAUUAUCUGGAUGGAUUUGGUGAUCUUUUAGGAGAAUUUUGGCUAGGAUUAAAAAAAAUAUUUUACAUUGUAAAUCAAAAAAACACCAGCUUUCUGCUACUUGUGACACUGGAAUCUGACGAUGAAACGUCUGCUUAUGCAUCUUAUGAGAACUUUUGGAUAGAAGAUGAAACAAACUUUUUUAAGAUACACUUAGGACGUUAUUCAGGAAAUGCAGGUGAUGCAUUCCGUGGUCUCAGAAAGGAAGAUAAUCAAAAUGCAAUGCCUUUCAGCACCUCCGAUGUUGACAAUGAUGGAUGCCGUCCAGCAUGCAUGAUUGGUGGUCAGUCAGUCAAGAGUUGUAGUCACUUCAGUAAUAAGACUGGGUGGUGGUUCAGUCAGUGCGGCUUAGCAAAUCUUAAUGGUGUUCAUCAGUACCCAGGAAAGUUGCUUUCAUCUGGAAUUCACUGGGGUACAUGGGUUAAAAACAGUUCAUGGGUCAGAAUCAAAUCUGUUUCAAUGAAAAUACGAAGAAUUUAUAAUCCGCUUUUCAAAUAA